CUAUCGGGGAAUAUUUCCAGUAAGACCAGGUUUCAACUAUCAUGACCAGGACGGGAGGGAUGACGAAUGUCUACAUCGCUGCGAUCAUGUGCUUGUCAGCCGUAUCUCAAGCUUCUCCUCAGAAACGAUUUGGUGGCGGGACAGACGUCAGCACGAAUGACUUUCCGUGGAUGGGGAGUCUGCAAACUAAUGAAACUGGGACAUGGACCCAUAUUUGUGGACUCAUAUCUGGGGGAGGAGGAAUGUCGGCCGCAUCUGCAUAUCACUGUUUUAAUACCAGCUUCCCCCUAGAGGACUACAGAAUGGUGUUUGAUACCAACGACCUAUCGGAUUUAUCUCAAGCAACGAUUUCUAAUAUCACGAGUGUCAUUCUGACUGCUUCAUUCACAACUAAUGGUCCUGGAUACAGCUACGAUAACAUUGAGUACAGAUCAACAACCCCUGUUACUGAUGUCUCUGAUCCCCAAAUUGGGACUGCAUUGGACCAAGCUGGAUUAGAGUGUGAAAUUCUUGGAUGGGGAAAGUUAACAGAUGGUACUUUUCCCAGUCUCCUCCAGAAAAGAAAUGUUACGCUGAUCAGUAAUGCUGAGUGCCAGUCCCGUGUGUCCUCCUUGGGUGCCACCAUCUUGUCAGUAGACACGUGUGUUGAUGGAAACGUCAUCUCAGAGGGCGAUGAUGGUAGUCCGCUCAUAUGCAACGGAAUAGUCGUUGGGGUUGCAUCUUGGUCUGUAGAUGGCAGCUGUGGUAAAAGCGUCAGCGUCUUCAUAGCUUCCGGAAAUUUUUUUGUGGGAUAAUUAUGUCAACCCACGCUAAUAAAGAUGCACCAGUAAAAUUGUCAAUUUGCUGAAGGCAAUGAAUACGAACAUAAACCUACUUUCA
Molecule: messenger RNA, 879 nt
Organism: Haliotis rufescens (red abalone)
Lineage: Eukaryota; Metazoa; Mollusca; Gastropoda; Lepetellida; Haliotidae
Product: chymotrypsin-like serine proteinase
Exons: 6
Coding region: 42-794 (250 amino acids)
Biological process (GO): proteolysis
Molecular function (GO): serine-type endopeptidase activity
Source: RefSeq, a predicted model, not a curated record